AGUGAGGCCACGGUCCGUUUCCUGUGGCACACAUGUACACACACACAGCAACCAAGUAGAAGAUGAAACCCUCUAAGAGUGAAGAUUCCACGAGGAGUGGGCUCCAAGAGGGGAAUUCAGACACGAACGACGAGGACAAAAGUGAACUGUGUCCCGGAUUUAAAGACGUGGACUCAUUUGUUAAAUAUGGACUGGGUGCUGUGUUAUCAGCCACCAAAGCAUCCGCUGGCUUACCUCAACCCGGGGAUGAAUACGACUUCUACAGAAGCUUCCCGGGCUUCCAGGAGUUCUGUGAAAGUCAAGGAGAUAGGCUCUUACACUGCAUGAGCCAGAUAAUGCAGCAUCACGGCUGCAGGUCCCACACGAGAGACAGGAACAAGCUGACGGGGCUGGAGGAGAGGUUCGACUUGAUUGUCGACUCAAAUGACGUCAUCCUGGAACGCGCGGGCAUUCUCCUCGAUGAAGCCGAUGGGGUGAACAGGAGCCAGCAGCCUGUCAUGCCCGCAGGGUUUCAACCUCCAAAAAUUGUCGUUUCCAGCUGGAAUCGCAAGGGUUCCGGCUCUAGCAGUCGUUCAGAGACUUUCCGGCUGCUCCACGCUAAAAAUAUCACCAGGCCUCAGCUGAAAUUCAAGGAAAAAGUCGACAACAGCAACACACCUUUCACGCCCAAGAUCUUCAUCAAGCCUAAUGCUACGAAGCCACUUCCGUCUUAUUUCACCAACAAACAAAUCCGUUCAGAGAGACCUGAAGAUCUUGACGUCCCGGCCGCUCUGGCAGACUUCAUUCACCAGCAGAGAAUGCAGGAACUCGUUGAAGACAUGUUUGCUCACCCGUACCAAUACGAACUGGACCAUCUUUCAAUGCCAGAAAGGCUUCUGUCUAAGCCCGAGCCUCAGAUGUACAAACCAGUUGCAGAGACAAAGUUGUCCUUCAUUGACUCACUGGAAGAUCUGGUAGCUCUCAAUGAGAAGCUUUGCAAGUUGUCUGAAUUUGCAGUGGACCUCGAGCACCAUUCCUACCGGAGUUUCCUCGGCCUCACGUGUCUGAUGCAGAUCUCCACCAGAGAGGAGGACUUCAUCAUCGACACCUUGGAGCUCCGCAGCGAGUUGUACAUCCUGAACGAGGCUUUCACCGACCCCAAUAUCGUCAAGGUUUUCCACGGCGCUGACUCCGACAUGGAGUGGCUCCAGAGGGACUUCGGCUUGUAUGUCGUCAACCUUUUCGACACGCAUCAAGCGAGUCGAGCGCUCAACCUGGCCAGACAUUCCCUGGACCACUUGCUCAAACACUUCUGCAACGUGGACUCAGACAAACGUUACCAGCUGGCAGAUUGGAGAAUUCGCCCCUUGCCAGAUGAGAUGGUCCAGUACGCGCGCACAGACACCCACUACCUCCUCUACAUCUACGACUGUGUUAGAGCACAGCUGUUGGACUCUAACCACGGGCAACCUGGCCUGCUGCAGAGCGUCUGGAACAAGAGCAAAGACAUUUCCCUGAAGAAAUAUCUGAAGCCAAUAUUCACAGAGGAGUCAUAUUUGGAGCUGCAGAGGAAGCAGAAAAAGUCUUUUAACACCCAGCAGCUCACUGCCUUCAGACUGCUGUUUGCCUGGAGGGACAAGCUGGCCAGGCAGGAAGACGAAAGCACCGGAUUCGUCCUUCCCACUCAUAUGAUGUGCAAAAUAUCAGAGGAGCUUCCCAAAGAGCCUCAGGGCAUCAUCGCCUGCUGUAACCCCGUGCCUCCCCUCGUGCGGCAGCAUGUCAAUGAGCUUCAUCUGUUGGUGCAGCAGGCCAGGGAGAUGCCCCUCCUUAAGGCCGAGAUUGCAGCGCAAAAGACGAAAGGACUCACACCCAUAAAAAAGCCAGAGGUCAUGCUGUUCGGUCCUCAUGAUACAUCCAGGGUUUCUGAAAGCGACCUCCCUCCCUUUUCUGCAGAAGAGGUCCCAGUUAAACAAGGAGUGCUCUUCUCAGAGGACGAACAUAAAAUGGACACUGACGUUCAGACGACGACGACGAGCGGUCUCCUGGCACCGGCUAAAAUCACUCUGUUUCAGGAGCUGGAAAAGAAGGACGCUGAAGAGUCGGACUCCGUGGCUCACAUGAAGGCCAAGCGUAUCAAUGAGUCUUUUGAAAAUCCUUUCAGGAUGUACUUACCCUCCAGUGACGUGCACAUCAGCAAGAACGCCAAGUUUGACCCGUCUUCAAAAAUAUUUGAGAUCAGCAAAAGAUGGAAACUGCAGAGUAUUGAACAACAACAGACGGAGCUGGAGGCCAAGAAGAAAGCCAAGCAGGAAGCGAAGGAACAGGCGAAGAAGGAGUCAGAGGAAAGAAACAAGGCUAAGCAGAGCUACCAGGAGUCUCUGCAGAACGUUGCCACCGUUCGCCAACAAGCAGCGGAAUCCACAAAAGAUGGAGGAAAGAAAAGGGAGAGGGUUGUGAGUGAAGCCGGAGAGUUGACUCCCAAACCAAGUAAGAAGCUGAUGAAAUCUGCAGAGAAGCCCCAGAAGACAGAAGCGCCUCCACAAGACAGCUUCAAGCCCUUCGACUACAGUCAGUCAGACUUCAAAGUCUUCACUGGUGCCAAUUCAAGGGACAAUACGCAGUUUGAUCCUAACCGGCAAUCGCAUGAUUUUAAGAAAAAGAGAACUCCCAGAGGACAAAAGAACAACGUUGGAGCUGGAAACCGAAGUAUGUCGUACCUGAGUGGAAAAUCUGAGAGAGGAUUCCGACACAACUGGCCCAAAAGAUAGACUCUCUGUGACGCCUUUGGUUUUCUGUCUCGUUUCCAUCCUGCAGAAACGACGCUCCACCUUUUUUCAUUCACAAGCAGCUAGAAUUCAGUGCUUUUCAAUUUAAUUAAUUACAAAGUGUAUUUUUUUUCCAUCUGUGGAAAACUUUAACCUGUAAAUAUGUGGACACACAGACCUCUUUAUUAAAGAUGAUUUUAGAGGGAAAA
Molecule: messenger RNA, 2953 nt
Organism: Mugil cephalus (flathead mullet)
Lineage: Eukaryota; Metazoa; Chordata; Actinopteri; Mugiliformes; Mugilidae
Gene: exosc10
Product: exosome component 10
Exons: 25
Coding region: 63-2747 (894 amino acids)
Biological process (GO): nuclear polyadenylation-dependent rRNA catabolic process; exonucleolytic trimming to generate mature 3'-end of 5.8S rRNA from tricistronic rRNA transcript (SSU-rRNA, 5.8S rRNA, LSU-rRNA); nuclear polyadenylation-dependent snRNA catabolic process
Cellular component (GO): nuclear exosome (RNase complex); nucleolus
Molecular function (GO): nucleic acid binding; nucleotide binding; 3'-5'-RNA exonuclease activity
Source: RefSeq, a predicted model, not a curated record